Molecule: messenger RNA, 801 nt
Organism: Caenorhabditis elegans
Lineage: Eukaryota; Metazoa; Nematoda; Chromadorea; Rhabditida; Rhabditidae
Gene: Y43F8B.13
Exons: 3
Coding region: 137-667 (176 amino acids)
Source: RefSeq, marked reviewed
AAAGUUUCAGUGCGAUGCGUGCCGAUGCAGAAAAUGAAGUGUCGUUAUGGUGCUGAUAAUGAAAAACAUGGCAUACUCAUUGUGCCACAUUUCGUCACUACAUCAACAUUUAUACACCGAAAAGCCUACGCAAAAAAUGGAGGAACCAUAUCAUGAAUUGUACGAUGUGGAUGUGUUCUUGGCAAAGGCAAAAGAAAUGUCGGAGCUCAAUCCACCCGAUGUGGUGCUUUUUUCCGAGUGCAUUUGGGGCGCCGCUACCGUUUGCAUAAAAACGUUUUUUCUUGAGAAUUUCGGCACGUUGAUAAAUAGUCACAGAUCAAUCGAAAAAUUUAUGGAUGUUGUUUACAGCGUAGUCCCACCCAACCUCUCUGUUAGACAGAAUUUAAUGAAUGCAUUUAAACAUGCUGAACUAUGCCACGAAAAUUUCUACAAGCUGUUAUACGUGGAUAAUGAUUGGAGAACCAAAUAUACUAAUUCGGUGCUAACUUUGCAAACAUUUUUCAAUGAAGUGAAUGCCAACGGAACAAUGGAGAACUUAAAAAAAUGGUAUAAAGGUGGCACUCUUCCAGGUUGUGAAAAGUUUGCUGCCUUAGCAUGGAAUUUAUCUGUAGAAAGCACAGUGGCUUAUGGAAGAAUAAAUGUUACAUACAAACAUGUAUCGUAUUGAUUACAACCCGUAUAUUCUCUUUUUCUCAUUGUCGUAUUCUGUGAUAGUUUGGCAUGGUGCAACUUGACAAUUUAAUUUUUUUUUCGUGUAUUUAACCAAUUGUAGAAUGAACUUUUUGAUUAACUUGAGAAAAU